Molecule: messenger RNA, 1326 nt
Organism: Cyanidioschyzon merolae strain 10D
Lineage: Eukaryota; Rhodophyta; Bangiophyceae; Cyanidiales; Cyanidiaceae
Exons: 1
Coding region: 1-1326 (441 amino acids)
Biological process (GO): endonucleolytic cleavage of tricistronic rRNA transcript (SSU-rRNA, 5.8S rRNA, LSU-rRNA)
Cellular component (GO): nucleolus
Molecular function (GO): RNA endonuclease activity
Source: RefSeq, a predicted model, not a curated record
AUGCGUUCGGGAUUUCUGCACGAAGCAGAGCCGCCGGCUCUGGAUCCUGCAGAUGCGGUGUGGCGACGUCUCAGUUCAGUUGAGCAGCAACGAUACUUUCUUCAUCGCAUCGUGCUGCACACUUUUGCGCAGAAACCCUUAAGGAUACCGACGGAAAUACUCGAACACAACUCAGGACAAAGUGGCGUUCAUGAGUGGCAAGGACCGGUCGCCAGUUUCCUGCGACUGCUCCGUCGACUCUGUCACGGCCUCCGGUGGGAACACCGCGGUGCCGAGCGCUCAGUCGUCGUUCUCCACCCUGGUGUGUACGUUGGCUGUGUUGCCGACGAACACACUGUCGACGACGUGCCUCUCAUCGUGCACCGUUGCGACGACCUGGGCGCUUACUCGGUGACGGUGCUGCUGGAGCCCUUGCUGGUGCUGGCCCCGUUCGGGAAGCAGGUGACACGAGUGCGCUUUCGCAAGGCCGUCACCGAGAACAGCAGCCCAGAGACCAUCGAUGCGUUUAUGCACGUCACACUCCCGCUGGCACAGGCGCUUCUCGGAACGGAUUCGUGGUCAGAGCUGGCACCUUGCCGGGCGCUUCGGGUCCAGCUACUUCGACGGGAUGUGCCUCAAAGCGGCUCCGAUACGCAGAGGAUGCACGCACCACGCGGCGUUGUUCUGUUCGAGUGUCCAGUAUUGAAGACGGGGCUGCACUGGGAGACGCUUCGUGAGACGCUGGCGAGGGGCUCGUUCCCACAUGGACGCAGCGUUAUUCAGCGGCUGGGCGGGGUGGUGUCCACGGCAGGUGUUGCGCCAACGUGGGGUCUGCGCCUCAUCAGCAUGUCGCGUUCGCAUUUCGAGCGCUGGUUGAGCGACGUGUACAUAAGCGCCGUUCGAGUGCCGAAAUCACGGACACCCAUGUGCAGUCUGACAGUAUGGGCGGAGAGCGCUGACAACUGCGCCUACGUUGCGAACACGAGCUGGUUUGAGGACUUGGAUACUUUCUCGAAUGAGCGCCGGGACCUACUCGGUUUUGCCGCCUUAGAAAAGAUAUUUUACAGCAAACUGCUUCCUCGUCUACGGCGGCGUAUUCGGAAUGCUGGACGCGCGGAUACGCAGCAUCACCCCCUGUUGCUGUGGUUCAUGGCAAUGGCACCUCCGAAGGGGCCACUUCAGACGUGCCUCGGGGCAGAGGUAGCGCUGCCAAGCCACCUACUUAUACAGGAUUUGGAGCAUGUGCUUGGUGUGCGGUUUCAUCUGCAACAAGACCAGAAAACUACGCUCUGGUGGUUAUGCUGCCAAGGUUUGGGUUACCAGAACUGGAGCCGCGUUCGCCAUUAG